AGUACCUACUAAACUGUUUUCUUUUCAGUCCGUUAUCUCAAGAGGCAAAGUUACUAGUUAGUUUAGUUAGAAAAUCCUUUUCCUUCCUGGUCGCCAGUGAUAAAACAUGGACGCGGCACAGUUUAAGCAGGACAUGCCUCCUCCGGGAGGCUUUAAGUCUUUGGACUACUCCAGGGUUCCUGCACGUUCAUUAAUUCGAAGUAAAUGGCUAAUUUUUGCACAAGCUGUAUCUAUGGCUGGAGCGAUGUACCUUUAUUCAUUAACUUAUAAAAAAGUCGAAAGAGAAAGAGUGGAAGCAAGGAGUUCCAUGCUUGCUCUACUCCCACUUCUCACCGCUGAGAAAGAUAGAGAGUUUUUAAAACAAGUCAGGCGAAACAGGGACGAGGAAGCGCGCCUUAUGGCCAAUGUCGAAGGUUGGACUGUCGGCACUUACAGAGGCGAGCCUAUUUACAAAACUGUUCCCGAGGAUGCACUCAUUCGUCCAACAAUGACCGAAUAUUUCGUUCACAGUACUGAAAAGAAUUUUAAAGCCUUUAGGGACAUAAUGCUAUGGCAAUAGGUUUUGCAGUUUUUUCUCAAAAUAAACUUUUCUAGCAUUGUCUAGAGUCUUGAGCAACAAUGUAGAAAUCUAUAAAUAUAAAUUGUAAUGAUAAUUAAACGCUGUUGUAUUGUUAUUUUA
This is a messenger RNA of Cimex lectularius (bed bug), 679 nucleotides long. RefSeq names its product NADH dehydrogenase [ubiquinone] 1 alpha subcomplex subunit 13 (gene ND-B16.6). Bases 107 to 559 code for a protein of 150 amino acids. NCBI's taxonomy places the organism in Eukaryota, Metazoa, Arthropoda, Insecta, Hemiptera, Cimicidae. The record is from RefSeq and is a predicted model, not a curated record. The transcript has 4 exons.